ACAUCCUCUCCACAAAUCUUUACUUCUUCCCUCAUCUCUCUCUACACUUAUCACCCUCCCCGCAUGCAUAUAUUUCUCAUACAUAAUUGAAGCUAAUCUACGGCAACCACGAAUAGUGUUAUCAAUUGUCGAAAAUCCUCAUGAAAACUGUUGCCUUCUUCUUCUACAUGCUUCUCUAGAUAAUUAAUUCCCUUGUAAAUUUGAUCUCUCCCUCUUAAAAUUGAGUAUUAUAAAUUACUCAAAUUUUGACAAUAGUUCUUCUUUCUAUUCCAUGGUUCCGCUCCUCUCAAUAUGUCUUCAAGCCAAGACCUCCGCUUCUUCCUCUCAAGGUGGUUUGGAAUAUUCCGACAAAGAUCAGUUCAACCAGACAACAGCGACGACAACGAUGACAACAACAACAACGACCCAAUCUCAAACUCCAUUGAAUGUUAUGCAUGCACUCAAGUUGGGGUCCCUGUUUUCCACUCCACUAGUUGUGACAGAGCUCACCAACCUGAAUGGGAAGCUUCAGCUGGUUCUUCACUAAUUCCAAUUCAAAACCGAACCGGCAAAACCCGGUCCAGCCGCCAUAACCGUCAUACACGUGUAUUAGACCCUCGAAGCAAGCGCGUGCAGAGAUGGAACAGAAUCAUAUUAUUGGCACGUGGCAUGGCGUUAGCCGUUGAUCCUCUUUUCUUUUACGCCUUAUCCAUUGGAGUUGGUGGAUCGCCGUGUUUGUACAUGGAUGGUGGACUUGCGGCUAUUGUUACGGUGAUUCGUACUUGCGUGGAUGCUGUGCAUCUGUUUCACUUGUGGUUGCAGUUUCGAUUGGCGUAUGUUUCGAGAGAGUCGUUGGUUGUUGGGUGUGGGAAACUCGUGUGGGAUGCGCGUGCGAUUGCUUCUCAUUAUGUUAGGUCCCUUAAAGGAUUCUGGUUCGAUGCUUUUGUCAUCCUUCCCGUUCCACAGGCUAUAUUUUGGCUGCUGGUUCCAAAACUAAUAAGAGAAGAGCAGAUAAAGCUUAUAAUGACGAUCCUUCUUCUAAUGUUCUUGUUCCAAUUCCUCCCCAAAGUCUAUCACAGCAUAAGCUUAAUGAGAAGGAUGCAAAAGGUUACGGGAUAUAUUUUUGGUACCAUCUGGUGGGGAUUUGGCCUUAAUCUCAUUGCUUAUUUUAUUGCUUCUCAUGUUGCUGGGGGAUGCUGGUAUGUUCUUGCAAUACAGAGAGUGGCAUCAUGUCUAAGGCAGCAGUGUGAGCGGAGCCGUUCGUGUAAUCUAUCUUUGUCAUGCUCAGAGGAGGUGUGUUAUCAGUUUUUAUUGCCAACAGGAACUGUUGGAGAUCUAUGUGGUGGAAACUCAACGACAGUGAUUAGAAAACCCUUGUGUUUGGAUGUCAAUGGACCAUUUCCAUUUGGGAUAUAUCAAUGGGCACUUCCUGUUGUUUCUAGCAGAUCCAUCACUGUGAAGAUUCUUUAUCCUAUCUUUUGGGGAUUGAUGACCCUUAGCACAUUUGGCAAUGACUUAGAACCCACAAGUCACUGGCUGGAAGUUAUUUUCAGUAUCUGCCUUGUGCUUAGUGGAUUAAUGCUCUUCACUUUGUUGAUUGGCAACAUCCAGGUGUUUUUACACGCGGUCAUGGCAAAGAAACGAAAGAUGCAAUUAAGGUGCAGAGAUAUGGAAUGGUGGAUGAAGAGGAGACAAUUGCCAUCACAAUUGAGACAAAGAGUUCGCCACUUUGAACACCAAAGAUGGGCUAUGAUGGGUGGAGAAGAUGAGAUGGAACUUGUAAAAGAUUUGCCAGAAGGACUUCGAAGGGACAUCAAACGCUUUCUUUGCCUUGAUCUUAUUAAAAAGGUUCCUCUGUUCCAUAGAUUGGAUGAGCUUAUUCUAGACAAUAUCUGUGAUCGCGUUAAGCCGCUGGUCUUCUCCAAAGAUGAGAAGAUCAUAAGAGAAGGAGAUCCAGUGCACCGGGUAGUAUUCAUUGUUCGUGGGCGAGUAAAAAGUAGCCAAAAUCUGAGUAAAGGAAUGGUAGCCAUGAGCAUACUUGAGCCUGGAGGCUUUUUUGGAGAUGAGCUUCUUUCCUGGUGCUUGCGUCGCCCCUUCAUUGACAGACUUCCAGCUUCUUCCGCAACCUUCACGUGCAUUGAAUCCACUGAAGCAUUUGGCUUAGAUGCAAACCAUCUUCGAUUUAUCACAGAUCACUUCCGAUACAAAUUUGCAAACGAGAGACUUAAGCGAACAGCAAGGUAUUAUUCCUCCAAUUGGAGAACUUGGGCUGCUGUGAAUAUACAGUUAGCUUGGCGUCGUUACAUGAUGAGGACUAGACGUCCAGUUAUACAUGUGGCGGAGAAUGGGGAUAAUGAUCGUCGCCUUCGAAAAUAUGCUGCAAUGUUCUUGUCGUUAAGGCCACAUGAUCAUCUUGAAUAGUGAUAAUAACUUUGAUUACCAAAUCCUCAUUUGUCAUAUUUUUCAUCAAUAAGCCAAAUUUGUACAACGACAUUGAUUCAUUGAACUUUAAUAUUUGAUAUAAAGGGGGUUAUUUUCUACUCAAAUAAA
Messenger RNA from Lycium barbarum (goji berry), 2529 nucleotides. Its product is annotated as cyclic nucleotide-gated ion channel 2. Lineage: Eukaryota; Viridiplantae; Streptophyta; Magnoliopsida; Solanales; Solanaceae. Gene Ontology annotation, biological process: transmembrane transport; monoatomic ion transport. Gene Ontology annotation, cellular component: membrane. The transcript is spliced from 8 exons. Gene Ontology annotation, molecular function: monoatomic ion channel activity. The record is from RefSeq and is a predicted model, not a curated record. The coding region runs from base 292 to 2400 and encodes 702 amino acids.